Molecule: messenger RNA, 2548 nt
Organism: Onychostoma macrolepis
Lineage: Eukaryota; Metazoa; Chordata; Actinopteri; Cypriniformes; Cyprinidae
Gene: myd88
Product: MYD88 innate immune signal transduction adaptor
Exons: 5
Coding region: 247-1101 (284 amino acids)
Biological process (GO): positive regulation of canonical NF-kappaB signal transduction; MyD88-dependent toll-like receptor signaling pathway
Molecular function (GO): TIR domain binding
Source: RefSeq, a predicted model, not a curated record
GUGACACCACUGGCUGUACGUGUAUUUCGUCAUUUCUCUGACGUUUUUUGCGAACAUUUCCUCAUCUUCAUAUGUAGUUGUUUAGUGUACUGUACUGCGUAGCAUACUAAAGUCAGUGAUUUUUUUAUCUGGAGCGUCAGAAAAUGACACCUUAAAAUAUUUAACUUUUGUAUCACUUUCUCUUCUCGAGUUCAACGCGGAGAUUAACAGCUUUAGUUUUUAUAACAGUCAGAUUUUGCCAUAAAUAUGGCAUCAAAAUCAAGUAUAGACUAUGAGGCGAUUCCAGUAACAGCUUUAAACUGUAGUUUCCGAAAGAAACUGGGACUGUAUUUGAAUCCAACAAACACAGUGGCAGCAGACUGGAGGACAGUCGCCGAAAUGAUGGACUUUACCUACCUGGAGAUCAAAAACUUCGAGAAAAGAGACUAUCCCUUUGAAAAGGUCUUAACGGAGUGGGAAACUCGUCCAGAGGCAACAGUAGCAAAUUUAUUGUCGAUUUUAGAAAAAGCUGAAAGGAAAGAUGUUAUAUCUGACCUCAAAGAAAUUAUAGAUGAUGACUGCAGGAAGUAUUUGGAAAGACAACAGAGGAAGCCUCUCCAGGUUCCAGUGGUGGACAGCUGUGGGCCGCGCACACAGGAGCGAGAUGGCAUCACGCUGUAUGAUGAUCCACAAGGACUGUCACCGGAGACCUUUGAUGCUUUCAUCUGCUAUUGUCAGAGUGACUUCCAGUUUGUGCAUGAGAUGAUCAAACAGUUGGAACAGACCGAAUGCAACCUGAAGCUGUGUGUCUUUGACCGAGACGUCCUUCCUGGCACGUGCGUGUGGACCAUCACCAGUGAGCUCAUAGAGAAAAGGUGCAAGAGGAUGGUGGUGGUCAUUUCUGAUGACUAUCUGGACAGUGAUGCAUGUGAUUUUCAGACUAAGUUUGCACUCAGCCUUUGCCCAGGAGCUCGCUCUAAACGUCUAAUCCCUGUUGUCUACAAAUCCAUGAAGAAGCCUUUUCCCAGCAUUCUCCGUUUUCUGACCAUCUGUGAUUACACCAGACCCUGCACACAGAUCUGGUUCUGGAAACGGCUGGCCAAAGCACUCUCACUUCCCUGAUCUUUUCUAUAGACACUGUUAAAGGUUUACUAUGCAGUCAUCACUGGGUAAAGCUAUUCUCUGGAGGAUGAAGGGAAAAUACCUUAAGUGAUUUUUGCUUGAUUGGGAGAGUUUCUCAGACUCAGUAGUGAGUCCAGCUUAUGAACAUUUCAAGAAAGGUACUUUUUGUGGUAUUUACGACAGAUACGUCUGCCUUAAUCAUAAGGUUGCUCAGUUUCCAAAGCAAAUCCCUACAAAUGGUUAUUCAUUUAGUUUCUCGUCUUGUUCGCAAUGUGCAGAAGUGUGUUUUUGUUGAGUGUUUUUGCAUGUGAAAUCUGAAAGUGCAUCAGCUAUUUCAUUUGAUCUAUUAUUUGCUAUUGCUAAACUUUAAUUGAAGCUUUUUGAAGUGAUGUAUGUAGUAGUAUGGGCUCAUAAGAAACUUUUGCUCUGAUGUUUUAAUUUGUCUUUCACACUGGCAGUGUUUUGUGUUAUAAAAUAUUCAUGUAAAAUAUAUUUCUGUAUUUUAUGUUUACUCUACUGUUUGACAUUACAAACAUUGUUGCUUAGCAUUUUUCGCUAGCAGCUUAAUACAGAUCUGAAUCUUUAUCUUGGCCACACAGUCAUGGUUGGUUAACCAUGUUUUUACAUCUUCAGCACCUUAAUCUUUCUUUGACAGCACAUGAUCUUCAACUGGUUUUAAUCUGUUAGAUCAGACUUUGUUUUAUAUGAAAACAACAUAACUUUUAUAUUGUUUUCACACAUUUUACAGCAUUAUACACACAGGCUGAUAUGCAUAUAGCAUUAAUGAUUACUCAAAAAUGUAUUCAUGUCUCAUUGUCAUUUUUGUGUAUUAAGAUCAAGUUGCCACAUUUACCACACAUCCUGUUGGUGGAAACUCUUUCUACUGAAGCAGUGAGAAAUUCUUCUGAAAAAAAAAAAAAAAACUUAUGAAGCCCAUUAGAAAAACCAAUGAAAAACCUGCUGCAAGUCUUGCAUAUUUGAAGAUAGAGGCGUCUAUUUGUGUGUGUGUAUGUGUGCACGUUUUUGUGACAAAUGAGGACAUAAAUUUGUAUAAUGAUAAGGUUAUGACAUAGGUAUUACAAGGAGAAGGUGACUUUUCAGGACAUUACCCCAUGUCCCCACUUUUCAAAAUGCUUAUAAAUCACACAGAAUGAAGUGUAUUGAAAAUCUAAAAUAGCACAAAGUUUCCUGUAAGGGGUAGGGUUAGGUGUAAGGUUGGUGUAGGGCAAUAGCACAUACAGUUUAUACAGUACAAAAACCAUUACGCCUAUGGGAUGUCCCCACUCUUCACAAAAACACACGCGUGUGUGUGUUUGUGCGUGAGAGAGAGACAAGAUUUACAGCAUAGAUGAUGUGCUUUUUUAUCAAACAUGUUUGGUUAUUGAUUGUACAGACUGAGGUUAAUACGAUGAAUAAAGUACCUUUUGAGUUGCUACUUAAAAACUGA